This is a messenger RNA of Bemisia tabaci, 5529 nucleotides long. RefSeq names its product phosphatidylinositol transfer protein vib (gene vib). Gene Ontology annotation, molecular function: phosphatidylinositol transfer activity; phosphatidylcholine intramembrane carrier activity; phosphatidylinositol binding. Gene Ontology annotation, cellular component: cytoplasm. NCBI's taxonomy places the organism in Eukaryota, Metazoa, Arthropoda, Insecta, Hemiptera, Aleyrodidae. Gene Ontology annotation, biological process: phospholipid transport. The record is from RefSeq and is a predicted model, not a curated record.
CAGUUUGGCCGAAGCUGAUAAGUUGGAGUUUGCGUGUGGCGCCGCUCUGUCAGUGUAGUGGUGUGACUUGACACUCGAUGACUGAUAUCGAGUUCUCUGAGUACUCGUCAGCGAUUUGUGUGAAUUUAGUGCUGAUAGCGUAGUGGAUUUUCUCAAUUCGGAAACAUGUUGAUUAAAGAAUACCGAGUCACGUUGCCGUUAACAGUUGAGGAGUAUCAAGUAGCGCAACUGUACUCAGUAGCCGAAGCAAGUAAGAACGAAACUGGCGGCGGUGAGGGAAUUGAAGUCAUCAAAAAUGAGCCGUUCAGUCCAGGCUGCAACGAGCCGAAAAUUCCUCUCUUGGGCGGCAAAUACACGACUGGGCAAUACACGUAUAAAAUAUACCAUUUGCAAAGCAAAGUGCCUCCUUUCAUCCGGUACCUUGCACCCAAAGGCUCUCUAGAAAUACACGAGGAAGCAUGGAACGCUUAUCCAUACUGUAAAACAGUUCUAACUAAUCCUGGUUAUAUGAAAGAAAAUUUUUCUAUUUUAAUUGAAUCCUAUCACAUUGCAGAUUCAGGAUGUCAAGACAAUAUCCACGAGUUACCACCAGAGAAACUAAAAAAUAGAGAUGUUAUCAUGAUAGAUAUUGGGAAUGAUCCUGUACCACCGGGUGAUUACAAGGAAACUGAGGAUCCAAAAAAAUUCAAGUCACAGAAAACUGGUCGCGGACCCCUCGUAGGAAAGUGGCAAGAUUCUUCGGAUCCUAUCAUGACUUGUUAUAAGCUAGUCACUGUGGAAUUCAAAUGGUUUGGUCUACAGAAUAGAGUAGAAAAUUUCAUUCAAAAAGCAGAAAGAAGACUCUUUACAAAUUUUCACAGACAACUCUUCUGCUGGAUAGAUCGCUGGUAUGGAUUAACUAUGGAUGAUAUUAGGCAACUUGAGGAAAAAACACGAGAAGAACUCGAUAAGCAAAGAAACACGGGUACGGUGCGAGGGAUGAAAGCGGACAGCGACUAAGCAGCCUGAAGCGGUCGAUCGUACAGGAGGAAUUCUACGAAAUGCUCCUCUCUAAUUCGGUGGUGAUGCAUCUCAGCCGUUCUAUUGUUCUUUACCUUUAAAUGGUGUCAUAAACUAAUUGAAAACUAUUGAUAUGUAUUUAAUGUUGUAGAAAAGUGUAAAAAAUAGUAAUUUAUCGAACUUACCUCCUGGAAUUUCCACAAACAUUUUAUCAAAUGAGAAUUUUGCUUUCCUGCUUCAAAAUUCGUUGAUAGGAAGUUUUUUCUUAUUCUCUGUAGGAUCAAUUGCACUUGUUUGAACAUAAGAUCCAGGUUUAUUGAAUAUUCAAACGCAUGUUACCCUUCUGCACGGUGAAUCAAAACAAUGUCUUAAUUUUUGUGGCAGCAGUAUCUGGUCUCCGCCAAAUUUUAGAAUUAUUUUUGUGUCUGAAUGAAUCAAAUACAACAAGAAAAGGGAUCUUUUUACUAAAAAACUUAAAAGUAAGUUUUUGGUACCCUUGAGUGGAGGAGUUCAAUUACUUAAUUAUUCGAAUUCUCCCCUCUAGUUGGCGCAAAAUUAAACGGAGCAACUUGUAAGUUCUUUUUGAGACUAUAAGUAAGUGUUUUUGGUGGGAAACUCAUAUUCUGAUUUUUUUACUGAAAUUGAAAUUGAAAACGUUCUUUUGAAAAAUUUACUCUUGUGCUGUAAGGUCUCUUUUCCUUGAAAGGUUACAAGUAAAUGAAAAAGUGCUCAGAAUUCUCAGCAGGCUUUGUUAUCUAAGCCCCACAGUAUCCUCCAUUGUGGGUGUCAUUGAGCAAACAGGAUUGAUCUACAGGGGCUUUUUUAAAGCAUGUAUAAGUUUCAUGAAACUCAUGUAUAGUUAUAAAAGCUCUCCGUAAAACCAUGGGACCUCUAGACAAGGUAUGAAUUUAAGCUUUUUGCAGCUUGAACUAUCUUCAAAAUUUCCUUAGGAAAACGACACGACAUCAAGUCUGGAAGUAAACUCUUGAAUGAGACGCAAGUGUUUACAAUUAACAUUGGUCAUGUGGCAAGAAUACAAAUUACAUCCUUUCUAUGAUCUAAUUUCCAUUUCAUCUGUGUUAAAAAUAUUUGUUUAUGUCUCACUCACAAGUUGAUUUCUUGAUGAUUUCUUCUGAGCUCUCCUGUCGUUUCAGUCGUUUUCUAUGUAAGAUUUUGAAGGGGAAACAUGUGAUGGUUUUCUCUAAUUCAAAUGUUGUCUGGUCGCUCUUUGCACAUAGAUCCCUUUUGCUGAAUAGCAUUCAAUUUUCCAUUAGCUCCAAGACUUGCUCUGCCGCUUCUUUUUCCUUAAGAAGUUGCUGGGAUCCUAUGUUCAUACAGUAAUUAGUUCUGUAGUGUAAAUUUUUUUUGUCAGUCCGCUGUUACAUUCACUUUAGAAUUAGUUACAUACAGAUAUGUGUUUGCAAUUAUCUACAUGUAUGAAGAAGUUGUUUAUUUAUUGAGAAAACAGAGUCUCCCUGUUUUCGAAACCUGUUAACUAUUUUGUUCUGUUACUUGUCUUAAUUGUAGUGUUCUAUUUUGGCUCAUCGAAGCUUACGUUACCAGUCUUGAGAGUCAUGCUCAGUAAGCAAUCCAGCCAAUUUAGGCAGCGAAUUUUUUUAUUUUGUUAUCGGGGAUAUAGGGACUUUCUCUUGGCAAAUAGAAGCUUUUAAAUAAAUGGAAAGACUGGACGUACUUUUACAUGUUUUUUGUUUUGCUCUCUUUACUUUGAUGCCCCCGCAACCCAGCGUUGUCUUCGUAGGAUAAAAAAAGGGCAUAUGAUGAAGUGUGGCUGACAUUUUACCGUAUUAUGACUUUGGACUCUCACUAUCUCUCCAACAAAUUAAUUAAAAAUUAGGAUGAUUCUUUAUUCAUUAAAACCAGGUUGGCAAAAAGCAACUUGAUAGUUUUCGUAAGAGUUCCUUAUUCUCGUCAAUUUUGAAGUUUACAUCUUGUAAAAUUUCAUUCUCAUAUCCGUUUAGUUUUCUGUUUUUAAUUUUUUAGCAAGUCGUUGGAGUUCCAUUUUGAGCUCAAGACAAGUUUUAAACCUUUUUUCCCUACAUUUGAUGUAACAGAAAGCUGAUCAGUAGCUGAAGAGGACAGUCAAUCAAUGUCUCAUCUGAAAAUUUGCAUUUAAACAUUUUUGCAGAUGCUUCAAAGCUCUCCAAUUUAAAGAUGAAUAACAAAAAAAUCAAAGAAUCAGCAAUUGAAAAAUGUGUGUCACAAUGUGACAUGGUAAUGACAAGUAAAUAUCUGUAAAAUAUUUUUGCAUUCAUAUUUAAAUUUCAGCGGGUGCAAACUUUCUCAGGCAUUCUUAUUUUACCUUUUCUUCGCUUUUUUUAAUUAUUAUUUAUUUUGAAUAGAUUGCAUUUAGUGGUUUUGACUUUCAGUUGCCUGAUUACAGUCAAAAUUUUACCGUAUGGACUCGCAAGCUCAUUUGAGAAUUCUGUCAUGAAUGCUCUUACAUACUAAGCUGAAUAGAAACUCGAGUUUUACUUCGCACGGUAUGAUCAGCACCUCUCAAUGUUUCCAUUAAAAUCGGUCUCCAUUUAUAUUUUCUAAAUUUAAGAAAGUAGACAAAAUUCCAACCUCAAAAUCUAAUUAGAUCCAUUACCUCCUAUCUUGAAAAUCUGUCAAUCUUUUAAUAAUAAAUAGGAAAGAAAAUAGAAAUCUGUUGUCAUUAGUACUUUCGAUGAUUUUAGGGAAGUACAACGCACACUUUAGCCCCAGUGCUUGCAUAAAAUAAUAUCCAAAGAUUGAGCGAUAAUGGCUUUUUUUUUCAUUUUUCCCUCUCACUGCUAUUCCUUCCUGCAAUUUAUAUUAUUUUUUCAUUCCAUGAAAAAGCACUGAUAAGAGGAUGUAUCCAAUGGCAAAUAAUUAUUUUGCAUUCUUUUUAUGCACUGAGAGAAGCGCAUAAGGGUUUUGCAAUUGAAGUUUUACUAAAAAAUUGUAUUUCCCCCCUUGGGAGCUUGUUAUACUAUUCACUGAUAUAACAAGUUUUUCCUCAUUUAAUAGCAGUAAUAAUUUUGUCCAAAAUACUCCCUUAUAAAUUUCAUAAAAUAUCAUCACAUCAAGUUGGGUUUUUUUUUUUAUCAAAUCAAAUUAUGUUUGUUUCAUCUGAAAGCCUAAAUUCCAUUGAACACAAUACUUUUGCAGCUAUAGACUCUGGCAAGGUGUCACGGUCAUUUUCUGUAUGAUUUUCAUUGAUCAUUGUUGAGCGUUUAUUUCUUCAUCAUUCAUCAAUGGGAGGAAAUCAGUUAAAUUUUAAUCACUUUUAAAAAUUUAUAAUUUAUAAAUCUCCAAUUGAAGUUUAUCACUAAACGUCCAAGGAUUUUAUAUUCACACUGGUCCAGUCAGGUUGAAAGCCUAAAGUUACUAUCAGAGGUAUCCUGUUCAAAACAUUUCAGUAAGAAUAACACAAAAAGGAUGUAACUACGUUAAGUCAAGGAUGAUAGCAAUCAAUUGUAUAUCCAUGCCCCCACAUCUUGCUGAACCUAUUUAAAAAAUGUAACGAGCCCUUGCCCGACUUUGGCAAUAGCAAGCAUCUGCAUUUUCAUUCUAUGAUGUAAGGUCGAAGAUGGAAAGACCCACUGAUUAUGACAUCAGAAAAUCACUAACUUGCUCCUCUGAUUAAAGAAUGUCUUUCAGGUCUAUAGAUUAAGUUGGUUUGUGUCAUAGCAUUUAUUUUUUUUCAAUGGGUUUAUUGCGAUAAGGUGCAAUUUGAGUCAGUAUUCUUUUUCCUAUAUUAAUUUGGUUCAUCUGUACUGCACUGAUUGUGAAAUAUUCUUCUCAUCCCUUAGGGCUUUUUUUUUCAUCCGUGGAACUCAAUGGAUCGGGAUCUUUGCGGUUCGGGCUGGUUCAACCGGCCUAACCGCGGCCUCAACCCACCUUGGAAGAGCGGUCCAAGUGUUCCACUGGAACGCGCCACUCGAUAAAAAAGUGAUGCGUUUCCUAGCGGUUUGGAUAAAAACAAAAGCCCUCUUAUGUCUUUAUGUAAAGACAUCCUUCGGAUGGUUGACUUCAAGCUAAUUAUUUAAGGUUAAAGUCUUGUUUUCUCAGUUCUGACUUGUUUGGGCAAGAAAUUCGACCGUUCUGUACUCUUAGGACAUCCAUGAGUGGUUCGCAUCUUUGGAUGUUUAACCCUCUAAGGAUACAGUAACCAAGAAUAUCUUUCCUCACUCUUCAAAGUGUAAACCAAGGUGCGAUUAAGAUUACAAUAAGAGAAUCAAGAGAAAGGAAGGCAUCUUGCCUUCACGUAAUGUCUCUGUCGUCAAUUGUUAUUUAUCUUCUCAAUUAACUGAAGUCAAUAAAUCAGACUUGAACUUGUACUUCACUGGUUGCUGUGUUUUAGUCCUUCUAAGGCCCAUGAAUUUGGACUAUUUUUUCGAAGUGCUGUGACAGUGUUUCGUUGUUUAAUCAUAGAAUUAAAAUGAGGUUUAACUUUAAAAAAUAUGAUGUAUAACUACCUAAUUUAAAUAAAACAAACUGUUCUUUGAAAUUUAUCGAAAAAUACAUGGUUAUUGUCUUGGUUUA